Haliotis rufescens (red abalone) is the source of this 7554-nucleotide messenger RNA. Its product is annotated as limbic system-associated membrane protein-like. NCBI's taxonomy places the organism in Eukaryota, Metazoa, Mollusca, Gastropoda, Lepetellida, Haliotidae. The record is from RefSeq and is a predicted model, not a curated record. Bases 452 to 1720 code for a protein of 422 amino acids. Gene Ontology annotation, cellular component: neuron projection. The transcript has 8 exons.
UUCUUUCCGUUCCUCUCCGCACCUGACUGUGUAGCUUUGCGGUGCAACUCUUCUCUCACUCUCAGCAGAGCCAAUAAGCAAAUUGAAAGUAGCUGUGAAAUUGACAUGCGCUCAUUGGGUGUUUAUUUCCGGUACUGGACACGCAAAGAGAAAUAUACCCUCCCUGGACACUGCAUCGACUCGCUUCCAGGACACGCGGUUUCUCAACGGAAGCUGACAAGGGUUAUUCUACCGCCACAGACCGAGAAAGUACAACUCAUGUAUAUAGAAACGGGGAGGGUACGGCGAAAGACACCUCAGUGUGCCUGUGUGUUUUGCGGUGAUGUCUAUUCUACUCAGGAGGCGGGUCAAGUGUAGUAGUCACUGACGCGGCUCUGACUGAGAGACGCUGUUCACAUAACUCAUCGUAGGAUUAGUGUUGAUUAACCUGAUUAGGGAUAAUCUGUACAUAAUGACUAACCCAUGCAGGAUGGAUUUGGAAUGUCUUGCCCUUGCGCUCUUUCUUAUUUGGUUUACCUCGUCAGACGGACAGAAGAUCACGCCGAGUUUUGACGUCCCCUUCAUGAACGUCACCGUGAGAGAAGGAAUGACUGCAAUUUUACCAUGCUCUGUUAAAAAUCUCGGCAAACACCAGGUAAUAUGGACCGACCAGUGGUCAACACUACUGACCUUUGAGGACCGUCGCAUCAUUGACGAUGAGCGCCUGAGCGUGGAACGUCCGUACACAAGAGAUUGGAAUCUUCAUAUCCGGGCCGCCAAACAUAGCGACCAGGGAGGGUACAACUGCCAGAUCAACACGACGCCAGUCAAAAUCAAAACAGUUCAUCUGAGAGUUCAAGUACCUGCCAAAAUCAACCAUGAGAUAUCAUCAGAGGAUAUCACUGUGCGUGAAGGAGAUACGGUGACCUUGAUAUGUAAUGUGUCAGGCAUCCCAACGCCAACAAUCACGUGGUAUAGGCACAGGAUUACCGACGAUGACGUCGAGAAAGAAAGGAUAGGAAUGAGCGGAGAGGUCCUCCUCAUCCACAACGUCACCCGCUACUGUGGCGACACUUAUGAGUGCGUCGCCUUCAACGGUGUUCCUCCAGCCGCGAACAGACUUAUCAAAGUCACCGUAGACUUUCCUCCUGAAGUUCGGCUUCCGAACAAGAGGAUCGGCCAGGUGAUGGGAAAGGAGACCAUUUUGGAAUGUGUUAUCACAGCAAACCCCUUGGAGAUAAGCUAUUGGACGUGGCAGGGGAACGAGAUCCAGAACAGUGCCAAACACCGGAUAGAACUUUACAAUGAUGCCGAUAAUACCAUCACUCUGAGCCUAAGGAUACGAGUGCUUGAUGAUGAGGAUUUCGGGGAAUAUACGUGUGCAGCUUCCAAUAUUCUUGGCAGUGACUCUGAGAGUAUGGUUCUGUACGACUAUACAGCUUAUCGACGACUGAUGAUGACGACAUCAACAACCACAACUACCACGACGGCACCAACUACAACCGAUCCACGUCUACGUUGGCAAGUUGAGGAUCAACGCUACCCUCCAAUUGUGGGUCGGAACGACCCCAACACUGACUAUGACGUCGUUCGACGAGUGUCUACCAUGAUUAACCCGAGGAACCAAAUUUAUUCAAGUGCUAAAGGACGACCAUUGAGUUCCACUGGAUCCAACGGACUUUACGCGUGUCAUAUAUACAGUGUUCUAACACUUGUGUUCAUAUAUCGCAUUGUUUUGUGAUUGCAACCCCUACGGUGUGUGAGGUCGACUCUUCCAUCUUCAAAGCAAAAUAGCGAGACAUCACUUCUGAGGACAUGGGGUAUGAUAUUUCACCAAAGAUUACAACCAAAGACACUGGUUUGGGGUUUGUCAGUUUGAAAUCAUUUGAUGACAAACAAGCGUUAGAUGUGACUCAAAUUACCUCUUUGUGUUUUAACGGACCAUGGACAAACUGGGCUAAACAUUCCAGGCAACAAGUGAAUUUUUAGGCGACCAUUGAAGAGUUGUACCAGUGGAAAAUAGUGCAGGAAUGUAGGCGGUUGUUUCUAAGGAUACCGGAACAGAAUACCUGUGAACCUUAUGCGCAAUUCUUCAGUAGAGGAUUUACGUAAAUGCUAGUUCCACUGUCAACAGUUCAAGCAGACAUGGACACAUUGGUGUAUGUGAAUCCCCAGUCAAGAGCAAAUGAAAAUGGUUUGCAGCGCUGUUGAUGCUGCUGAGACCUAAAUGGCUGGUGGCGUGUUGAAUUUCAUGACCAUUUUGCUACGGUGAACAUAAUCUGUGUCUAUGGAUUCAUUAGUAAAGGUAGAAUUUAAUGGCUUAGGAUACAUCUUUUCAUCUGGAUCAUCUAAAUUGCAGAGUUGGAUUUCUGCUUUUUGUGUCCAGGACAUGUUUCUACUCUGUACAUUAACCGCACAUCAAAGCACGGGAUCUUCACUCGCUGAUGACUUUCAGAGAAAAGCUUUGUACACUCCCAGUCUGAUUGUUAUUAACCACGGGCCAAGGUCAAACAAAAAGACCAUCAGGACUAUACGUCUACUCAUUGGGAGUAGUUAUGGUUCCGGCGAUUUAAUGAGAUUAUCCACAUUGGAUGGACUAUGGUGAUAGCCGUAGGGAGACUCUACAAUGUGUUGUUUUGAGCGAUGGAGUCAUGGCUUCUUAUUUAAACUCUUAUGGCAUUAUACUUGAAAGCGAUUUGACAGUAAUGUCUCCUGAUAGCCCAGUCAGGUUUUUUUUAUCAAAAAGUGAAACAUGACUUUGAGAUUGGUGACAUGAGUGUUUUACAGAAAAAAAACAUACGAUCACACCAUUUUAUGCACAUAUUUUAAUUCAUUUUUCAUUUCAAAUGUUUCCUUUUGAGCCUUCGAUUUUUUACCACUAGCGCUAACUGUGAGGUAGUGGUAAUGGCUAAUUAAACCCAUACCUAAAGCAAUAUACUAGAUUAAUGCUAAUUUCCUCAGUCACUACACCACCCUACCCCUUGAGACCAGUCAAUCAAUCCUCCCAUCCAGAAGUUAGCAUUACACAUGCAUUGUCCCGUACUUAGUUCCCUUAUACAUGUGAAAGAACUGAUUAAAGCUGCUACUUGGCUCUCAUUAAGGACUUCCUAAAAAGGCCAUUGAAACACGUGAUGUUGCGUGUGCUGUUGUAUCCGCAGAGGCAAUGUGAGCAGAGAUCUAAUACCUCGGGAGAGAGUCUUGUCACUUUUAGAGAGAGAGGCAGAAAAACUAACUGGCUGUUCAAUAAUUCUGUAACGAUGACCCAGCUGGGAAUCGACACUGGAGGCAGCGUGGUCUGUGUCUGUGGAAGCAUUAUACUGUCCUUUCCUGGAGAUCUGCAUAGGCUUCUCAGAUACGAGGCUUUGUUGUCAGGUCUUGGGCAGAAUGAGAUACGUAGGAGUUCUGUGCAGGGAGCUUGAUGGAAGCACCGUUUCCCUCCGCCCUUUCAUAAUAUUGAAAGAAGCAGCUAGUUGAAUUGCAAAAAGUCUCCCAUUUGGUGAAGGUACUUCAAUCAGUGAUAUACAGUCUCGAGGUAUUGAACUAAUGUUAUUGAGCCGCAUCUCACAACCAAGCCUAAUGACCUACGCUCUACUUUGGUGUUCUAGAUUGUGAAAUGUAUAUCCCUACAGAAGACGGUUUUCGUGAAGAAAUAUGUUAAAUGACCAUAUAACAAAAGCAAAUGAACUUGUACUGAGCGCUUUGGAUUUAUGUCUGUUUGUUUAUCGUGAACAGAGAUUUUUUAUAAACCAUUUUUUAAAUAAUGCAAUGAUAAUCAACAGACCUAAACUGCUUGUCCACUGUCUUAUUUGUACAACAGAUGAGUUGUUUCAUUACUGAAUAUACACGAUUCUAUAUAUAUAUAUAUAUACCUAUACGAAGUUAAUGUUUUUAAUAGUUGUAUCCGAAACAAAAUAUAAUCAUAUUAUGCAAAAUAUCUUUGAGCAGAUUAUUGUCACUAUUAUAAAUCCUUAUUCAUUAUAGCUGGAGUUUGAAUUUAUACGCUAAGUUUCAACCUCAGAUACUCAGAAACAUAUGUUUGAAACACGAUUUCAAAUUUUUGGGAUACUUAAUGGCUAAUAUCCCACGCACCGUAAAGAAUAAAUAACCAAUAGCUAAUUAUUGAUUAGACAGUUCCUUUGUGAUAUAUUAGAAAAACAAAUCCAUAUAGCCACGAUCACACACAAGACACUACAUACGGUAUUCAAACUGAACGAAAGGGUGCCAUCACACGUGACACAUUUAAACGAGCUCUCAUAAAGGAUCCCUUACAUUCUCUUGGCCUCUAUCACUUUUAUAUCUUUAAAAGUUUCUAGAAGCUCUCUUUCAACGAACGAGGUUUUUAGCUGGAAUAGUCGCUUUUUUGUUAAUGGCAUUACCUUAGAUGUUCUAUAUAUAGAGAUUUAACCUUACUUUAUUAUUCUCUGGUGCAAGUAGGUCUUUGUUAAAAUGCCUUGAAUCUGUGUGUUGAUGAGGCCUCUCAAAGUCAAAAGGUGUUCUUAUUAAGCAAGCACAUGUUCAUUUAGGUUUUCAGUUAAGAGGACAAGCUUCUGACACAGUCUCUAAUUUUAGACAUAAGACAAUUAACCAUCUUUGGCAGUGUCAAGGAUAAAGUCAAAUGUAUGACAGCACUAGAAUAGAAACAUUGUUGUGUAAUGUUUAUUACGUAUGUGAAACUAUAUAUUUGCAACAUUAGGGAGGAAAACGCUGACGUGUACUGUGAUAAAAUUGAAUUAACCGACAUUAAUUCCAAAUUGUUUGAGGGGCGGUGGAAUAGCUUAGUGGUUAAAUGUUCUCACGUCAAACUUACGGCUCGGGUUUGAUUCUUCACAUGGGUAAAAUGAAAUGCAAUACUGCAAUACACAUUAUUGCAUUCGCUAAUGUUAUGGCUAAUUAUAUAUAGAUGUCAAUGUGGUAAAGAUAGCCAAAGAAAGGGAAGUAACUCUGUCCAUUUUUCUGCUUUUUUCGUCUUUUAAGCACCUAACGUUAACCUUUGCACAUCGAACAUAACAUAUUAGAGAUGAAAUUGUGAACGAUAUGUACAUAUAGCCUAACAAAAUAUGACUUGUUAGUUGUAUUCUCAAUUAAAAGUAGAUUUUUUCACUUUAUAUGUUUACUUUUUAAUAUUUGUAUUAUCGAGUACACAUCUCGAUUAUCGAGCACACAUCUCGAUUACGAUAUUUACAGGUCCAAUUUUUUUCAUAGUAACCACUGACGGUGUUUGUAAAAUCCUGUUUAAUCAAACUAUACAUAUACAAGAUUAUAUAACGGUUAUAACGAACACGCUUAUAACGAACUAACGGGUAUAACGAACUAACUUGUUAGUCCCGACUAUAUGCUGUAGUUAUGCUGUAUAUAUGCUUAUAACGAAUUACGGUUAUAACGAACUAAAAUUAGUAGUCCCUUUAAGUUCGUUAUAACCGUAGUUUACUGUACUUCCAAAAUAUCAGGAUCGGCUGAAAUAGCAUUUUGAAAUAGGUAUAUUCAAACAUGAACUACUUUCCUCAAGAAUAACGUAAUACAAUGUUUCUUGCUUGACCAGUUACUAUGUUUACGUUUUUUACGUUGCUUGUUUAUUGACUGAAUAUUCUCGGGCGUUGACGUUUUAAAUUGUACACUCGGAAUCUUCACAGAACCUUUCAAACUAAUGGUACCCAACUUAGACGAUGCAAUACAAGAUUAACAACGAAUAACUGUGUAAAUAUAAAUUGUUAAUAUACAUCGUAUUUAUAUUUGUUUUUUUUCUUAUUUAAGACUUUGAUUGAUGGAAUACAAUAUCACCAACUCAUUUCGAGAUGAUAAAUUAAGUUGUUAGUGCAUGGUUUCCACAAAAACAAACAUUAUUGACGUGAAGGAAAAUUGCCGUUUGAAACAAGUCAGGAUAAAUGAACAUCUCCUGUGGAUAGCGUCGAGCAAAAAUAGCGUUGGACAGGAACAGUCUAAAUGAGUCAUCAUUCAAAUAUCCAUCUUAGUUUUACAGGGAAAACCAGUUCUUUUGCAAUUUGUUUCAGAUUAAGCCAUAUAAUGACCUUGGAGAGUGAUCAUGCUUAGACACUCCGAAGUGAUUCACAUACUUCCUCCCAAAACAUUGUAAGAUCUAAUCUAUAUUUCCCACAAUAAUGAAUUUCCGCGGUGACAUAACUAGGUUUAGCAGGAACGGCUAUUUUUGGGACCUGGUAAUACUGAUCGAAAUCAUCGCUUCCAGUCCAUCUGAGGUAUAUCGGGAAAUAAAAUCCAAAUUCUAUACCAACUGGGGAAAAAUAAACAUUCAUUUGGUAUCGUGUGGAGUAAGCUAUGAAAAGUAGUGGUGGCCUCACGUUUUGCUAUUAUAAGCAAUACAUCUACUUUGUUUAAAUAAAUCUUGAAAAAGUUUGAACACUUCUUAAAUGUAAUUACUAAUAGUGACUAUGAACCAGCUAUUUGUAAAUAAAGGAUUAUGAAUAGAACAGAAGGCAUUAAAAAUAUCAAAUCAGUCAAAAAUGCACUAUUACGCUUUUUCCCAAUAAUUAUUAUGUUUUUAUUCCAAAUGGUUAAACUGUUAUUUUUCAACAAAAGCAUGUCAUGCACGUAUAAUAUGCUAUCGCGCAAAGACAUGUAUAUUAAUAGUGUAUGCAUUGUGAUAGAAUUAACAUCAGUUUACUCGUUACAUUUUAAUUGUUUGCUCAUAUAACGUCAUUUUACUAUAACAAAUUCCAUGUACACCUAUAUAUAUGCACAAAAUAAGCAUGAUCUCACUUCUUCUCCUACCUACAUGUAUACGGGCACAGAAGAAUGCCUUUCAGAGAGGCACUGGACUACAGAUCUCCAUGCAAUCCUUCUUCAGCUGAAUGGGGUCCUGGCUGUUAUACCUCUAAGUACUGCCGCUUCUCGUUGCUGUCUAUAUAUCCCUACCUGUGGUACACACAUUUCUGCAUGGUUGUGGUGAUAGUAUUUCAUAUAAUCAAAUAUACAUCACUCAUACAUGUCCGUGAAAUCAUGUACAUAGUGUCAUAUAGCUGAAUCGAUGUACUGUAUGCCAAAGCAAGAUUCAAAGAAGUGUCUUUGUGAUUCUUGAACACAUUCGAAUUUAACUUUUCUCAUUAGUCUUACUUGUAUGUAUUGACGAAUCGUAUGAAUCAUCAUGUUCUUGAUCCUUGUCCUAAAACUUAUCAUUUUAAAUUAUGGAUGCAUAACAAUAUCAGUAUAGGCUUUCUGAAAAAUAUGUAUGUAAGAGUUGUCUACCCUUCAUGAUGAAAUGAUCUCUUUGCUUUGUGUAUUGAUGUUAAAACUGCUAACUCUUACAUAAACACCCUGUUGUACCAUCUGUGAAUAAUAGAUAGCUGUGUUUUAUGACAAAUUAAUGGAUUCAGUACCAACCGUUACUAUUAACUAGAUAGUGUUGAGCGACUCAGACUGUGUAAAGAAUACAUAUAGACACAUACUAGGUGUGUCCUUCAGUUGUAAGUUAUGUAAAUGCUAGUGCCACUUUAUAAUCUUCUCACAGAGCUAAAGUGUUAUUGUAGACAAACAUUGUGCAAUGUAUAUUACUGACUUAUGCUCAGCCAUUCUUGUUUUGGGAAUAAAACAUAUUUUUUCUAU